This is a messenger RNA of Paramecium pentaurelia, 1800 nucleotides long. Lineage: Eukaryota; Ciliophora; Oligohymenophorea; Peniculida; Parameciidae. The record is from the annotation of a GenBank genome assembly.
AUGAAAGAGCCUGAUUUAUUAAUUAAAUGUAAAACCAUUUUAUUAAAUGUACAUUCUAUAUCUACUGUAUUUGAGAAAAAUACUAUAAUUGAAGAUGAAACUAAUGAUUUAAUUGUAUGAUUUAAAAUAUUAAUAUAGGAACUUAAACUAUAAUGUGAGGAUCAUCCAUAAAAAAAGAUUAUAUUGCUCGAUGUUGGUUAAGAGAAAAUAUGUACAAAACGUUUGGCUUGCGAAAGCUGCAUAGAUAUUCAUCCUUCAUUACAUUAUAAAUCAAUUACCUAUGUACAUUCUCAAUGGAAAUAGGUAUUAUAAAAAAGACAAGAGAAUAUGAAUAAGAAUUUAGAAUCAAUGCAGUAAAAAGUAGAAUCUAUUAAAAAUAUGUUGUAAUAGAUGUAAAAAAGUAUUAAUUAAUAAUUUGUGGAAUCAAUAUAGAAAUUGACUUCUAAAUUUAAUUAAUAUGGAAUUCAAGUGGAUGAAGUUCAAAAAAAAAUAAAAAUCUCUUGGAAAAAAUUAUCGUAAGAAGAUAUAUCAAAAAUUGCUGAAGAAUUAAGUAAGAUUGAUUAGCCCUCUAUUUUUGAUGAUCCCCUAUUACAUGAAUAUACAACCUAAGAUAAUUAAGUUAAUAAAAUUGUGCAAGAUAUUCUUCUUUCCUUGUAAGAAUCCUAAGCUACUCAAUUUAAUCAAUUAAAUCCAUUUAUUAAAGGGUAAUUAUUAUAAAAAAUGGAAAAAUAAUUAUAGGGUACUUAUGCUGGGUUAAAUUAGUUAGGAUAUACCUUAAAAGAUAUUGAUAUUUAAAAAAAAGGCAAAAAUUAAAACCAAAACUUAUCAUAAGAAAAGAAUUAAUUUACUUAUGAAAUAAUUCAAGAAAGUGUAAUUAAACAAUAUCAAAUUUGCUGUGCAGUAGCUUUUAAUAGAGAUUGUUCAUUAGUGGCUGUUGGAUGUGAUAAAUAAAUUAAGUUAUAUGAGUUUAAAUAAGGAAGAAUUAAACUAAUUUAACUUCUUAGUGAACAUUAAAAUAUUGUUACAACUUUAAACUUCAUGAGAAAGGCAAAUUAAUUAAUAUCAGGAAGUUUUAGUGAUGCUUAGAUCAUAAUCUGGUUGAUGAAUCAAAAAAAUUAAUGGAUUUGCUUAUAAAAAUUAAAUGGGCAUUCAAAAGGUAUUUCCUGUUUAAUUUUGAAUAAUAAUGAAGAUUUAAUUAUCUCAGGUAGUUUAGAUAAGACAAUUAAAUUUUGGGUCAAAAAGAAUAAUUGGGUAUGCUAAUAAACAAUUACUGAUCACUAAAAAGAUGUAAAUGCAUUAAGUUUAAAUGAGAAAUAAAAUAGAUUGAUUUCUUGUAGUGAUGAAAAUUAUAUAUUAAUAAUAGGAUUUUCAAAAAAGUCUAAAAAGUGGAUUGUUAAAUCGAGAAUAAUAAUAGAAACUUUUGGUAUUAGAUUAUGUUUUAUUAAUGAUAAUUUAUUUACUUAUUAACCACAUCAAAACGAUUAAUUGCAUGUUAUUGAAAUAGAUAAUUCAAAUAGAAAGUAUUUCAAAACAAAGGUUGUUUAAGUGAAAUUUAGUUAAAAGGAUUGCUAGUGUUUAUUUCCUUAACAAUAUAUCAAGUAAAAAUGCUUACUUAUUAAUAAAAAUGGUUAAUACAUCAAUUUAUUGAAGAAGAAUUAAAAUGACGAAUUUGAAAUUGGGCAAUUUAUUGAAUAUUAAACUAGCAGUAUAUAUGGGUGUAUGAGUGAUGAUGGAGAGUAUUUGAUCACAUGGGAUGAUAAUUCAAAAGAUAUUUAAAUUAGGAAAUAUUAAGAAAAAUGA